CUCUCCAAGGUGCUGCUGCUCCUGCCGCCGGCUCUUGCAAACCGCAUGCCUGCCUCUCUGCCUGGCUCUUCCUCCUGCUUCCACACGUUCUGGCUCCACGCAUCCCUGGGCAGGAAGGGAUCAUGGUCUUUGCGCCAGCAGGGGAGCAAUCUGGAAACAAUCACGAAGAAGCAAGAUUGCAACAUGCCAGCAAACAGAUCGUGCACACUGCCAUUCAGCAGGCUGUCCAGCAGCUCUCCCAAGAGAGCCAACCGAUGGAGAAGUGCACAAAGAGUAGUGUGAAUUUGCAGCUUGAGCAAGGACAAUUAACCAAGAAGCAUGAAAAAAAGUAAACACUCCACUGUUACUUCUCCUGGAUCCUCCACUCUGGAGCACUGCUGCCUUCAUAGUAUCAACUGCAUUGCCAGUGUAGCACUACUAGGGAAAAGCAAACCAAAGUAUAAAUAGCAUAUAGUGAUAAAUGUAUAACGUUGCAAUAGUUCUCAGCUGAGAAAUAGUGUCUUAAGAACAUUAGGUCAUGUAACUUGGUAUGUAUGCAGUGCCUCUCACACAAGUAACAAAAGAAUGCCAUGGCAACUCAAGUAUUUGUCAAGCACA
This is a messenger RNA of Sceloporus undulatus (fence lizard), 597 nucleotides long. RefSeq names its product A-kinase anchor protein inhibitor 1-like. Lineage: Eukaryota; Metazoa; Chordata; Lepidosauria; Squamata; Phrynosomatidae. The transcript has 2 exons. Bases 123 to 332 code for a protein of 69 amino acids. The record is from RefSeq and is a predicted model, not a curated record.